Messenger RNA from Aedes albopictus (Asian tiger mosquito), 1160 nucleotides. RefSeq lists its product as uncharacterized. The transcript has 2 exons. The record is from RefSeq and is a predicted model, not a curated record. Bases 194 to 1117 code for a protein of 307 amino acids. NCBI's taxonomy places the organism in Eukaryota, Metazoa, Arthropoda, Insecta, Diptera, Culicidae.
UACGGUGUUUCAGUUCUGUCGCUGCUGUUGCCCAAUGCAGUCGCAUGCAAAAUCGCUCCCGGACCGUUUUCGUCUUCUGCCUCACUGUGUGGUAGUUGUUCGCACGCGCGCAUCGCAUUGUUUGUCGGUCGUUCACUUUUCCUCGCCCGGUCGGUGGUGCACAUUUGUGUCGCAGAGUCAGCAGUAAAUUGAAAUGAGCGAGAUGAUGAAUACUGUUCAGUUUCGAUUCCCGCCGGGAAAUUUUGUGAAACAAUUGGAUACGGAUUUGCUUCUAAUGGAAGCAGCUUAUAAGACCGCACGUGAUCGUUCGCUCUUCAUUAAGUUUGUUUCCCCGGACGCAAUGAAGCAAUCGUUGGAAAAAAAUGUGGAGCCACGAGCAUUCGUGUAUACUAGUGGCAAGUCGGUUGACGUUCGGAUGCUACCCGCGGGUGUCGAUAUGCGGUACGUCGGCGUAUUUGACCUGCCGCCAGAAAUAACCGAUGAAAGUUUAGCCACGGUACUUCAAGAAUUCGGCAAAAUAGAACGUGUGGUCAGGGAAAAGUUUCCUGCGGAAUUAGGUCUUGACCAUCUUUCCACUGGUGUGCGAGGUAUUCAUUCGUCAAUUGAUGUUCUCGGUUGGAAAGGAAACGUGUUCUACGAUGGCCUAAGAGACACUUGUUUCUUAUGCCACGCGCUAGGAUAUCGGAAAGAUUCGUGUCCCCAGAAGAAGUCGCGGAAUGUAGAGGAAAAGAAAAAAGGAAACACACCUUCGUAUGCUGGAAUUGUGGCUGGUACCGAGAUAGAACCGGUGGUGGAACAGGAAUCGGUAGAAAGUUCAGGAGACGAAAUCAUAGAAGUUCUGGAGGAAAGUUUCGACCACCCGACGGAGGCGACUGGCUCGGGUGAGACUCCCGCUGGCUGCGACCAAGUGGACCAUACGGAUAGGAACAAACAGCAAAAGAAAAGCGUGCCGACACUGGAAGAAGUGGGUCAAGCGAUUCUGGAAGCUUUAGGAGGACCCCAGGCGAAGCAGCGACGAGCUCAAUAUGCGGCUUCAGGAUCGGGCUCAAGCUCCGGCUCCGGCUCCGGCUCUGGUAGGGCCCCGAGGAAAAAAUGUGCACGACAAAUGUUUUAUUAAAAUUCGUAUUCCUUUUUCCUAAACAUAUUUUGUUCAGACCCUC